Suillus plorans is the source of this 1054-nucleotide messenger RNA. Its product is annotated as glycosyl hydrolases family 31-domain-containing protein. Gene Ontology annotation, biological process: carbohydrate metabolic process. The transcript is spliced from 6 exons. Lineage: Eukaryota; Fungi; Basidiomycota; Agaricomycetes; Boletales; Suillaceae. Bases 278 to 1054 code for a protein of 258 amino acids. Gene Ontology annotation, molecular function: hydrolase activity, hydrolyzing O-glycosyl compounds. The record is from RefSeq and is a predicted model, not a curated record.
CCACUUCGGCGGAUAUGACGUACACAAUAUGUUUGGAUUAAUGGACCUACCUUGCGAUUCAAUCUAUCCGACUCGUCCCUGGAAAACGUCCGUUCUUGAUCAGUAGAUCAACUCUCCCAUCUGCUGGGAAAAUGGACUAGCCAUCGGGUCUAUUGACGGAAUAGGACAGGAUGUUGACGUGUUUCUAGCUUGGCGACAACUACGCCGCUACGGCAAGUGGCAGGAUUUUCACCUCUACAUUCAGGCCGUUCUGCAGUUUCGAAUCUACCAAAUUCCCAUGGUUGGCGCUGACACUUGUGGAUUCAAUGAUAACAUCAACGAGGAGUCGUGCAACCGUUGGAUGCAGCUCCCGGCAUUCGUUUCGUUCGACAGGAACCACAAUACUUAUGCCGCCCUUCCUCAAGAGCCUUACCGCUGGGAAAGCGUAGCAAACGCAUCCCGCAUCGUCAUUGCUGUCAGAUACUCCUUACUACUGCCAUACUGGUACACGCUCUUUGCCAAUUCCUCUAUGGCUGGUCUUCCGCCUGUCAGGGCGUUGUUUUACGAGUUCCCUGACGAACCUGAGCUUUUCACAGUGGACAGGCAAUGGCUUGUUGGAAGUGAUACUCUUGCGACUCCAGUACUGACUCCAGGAGCUACGACCGUCGACGGUGUCUUCGCAGGUAGUGUAAUGUGGCCGGACUGGUACACGCAUGCCGCCUCACAUCAACGUCCACAUCCGGGACAACUCUGCUCUAUUACUGCAUCAAGAGCCGGGUACACCAUCUAUGAGACUCGCGAAGGCCCCUAUUUGCUGCUUACAGCAGACACAGCAUUCGGCACUGCAUAUGUGGACGAUGGGACCAGCCGCACAUACAAGAUUGAGGGUAACGGAGAAUAUACGGUUCUGCAGAAGUUGGAGAUGAUCACUGUGCCUGGCGUGCAGAAAUCUACCUUGGUCUCAUUGCAGGGAUCGCCGGUUAAAGGGUGGGCUUAUAAGGAGGCCACUGAAGAGCUGGUGGCGUCGAACACUUCUGUCAACCUUAAUGGGCAGACGACUUUGGUGUGGAAGUAG